Molecule: messenger RNA, 513 nt
Organism: Colletotrichum fioriniae
Lineage: Eukaryota; Fungi; Ascomycota; Sordariomycetes; Glomerellales; Glomerellaceae
Biological process (GO): mycotoxin biosynthetic process
Source: RefSeq, a predicted model, not a curated record
AUGCAAGAAGUACAUGAAAAUUGGCAGCAACUAUAUCCAAUCAGUCGCGGCUACUUUGUGGCAGACAAAAACAGCGCAGAAUACAAAGUCCAGUUCCCACCAGCAGACAUCAGCGGUGUGUUAUCCCCAGAUGACAAGCGCAGCGGCUGGGUUCUUUCCGUGUUUCAUCAGAUUCACUGCCUGUCAAUCAUAACCACAAGGCUCGGCAUCUCUCGAAAAGAGUUUGCAGACUGGGAUCCCUUCAAGCUGGGCCACACAGCACAUUGCAUCGAGUAUCUGCGACAGAGCAUCCUGUGCUCGGGCGAUACCAGUCUUGAGGGCGAGUCGGGAUCGUGGUCGGAGAGUAUUGGCUGGGGCCAGAGCCACGUAUGUAGAGACUACGACGCGCUCAUGCGCCUGGCGAACGAGAAGGCGGCCUGGGACCUCAGUCACGAGCGCGAGCCGGACCACUCCAAGCUCUUUGAGUCUACCAUGGAAGACUGUGAUUCAGACAAUGGAGAGUACUGUCAUUGA